This is a messenger RNA of Ceraceosorus guamensis, 558 nucleotides long. RefSeq names its product acyl-CoA-binding protein. Bases 35 to 352 code for a protein of 105 amino acids. The record is from RefSeq and is a predicted model, not a curated record. Gene Ontology annotation, biological process: fatty acid metabolic process. Gene Ontology annotation, molecular function: fatty-acyl-CoA binding. NCBI's taxonomy places the organism in Eukaryota, Fungi, Basidiomycota, Exobasidiomycetes, Ceraceosorales, Ceraceosoraceae. The transcript has 6 exons.
UCGCCAUAUCAUCUCUAGAUAGAACCACUUCAAGAUGUCCUCUGCUCAAUUCGACAAGGCCGUGUCCAUCAUCGGCAGCAUGCCCAAGGAUGGACCUGUGCAGCCCACCCAAAGCGACCAGCUGACCUUUUACGGACUGUUCAAGCAAGCCAGCAAUGGUGAUGUCAACACCAGCCGUCCGGGUAUGAUGGACUUUACGGGAAAGGCCAAGUGGGAUGCUUGGAAGAGCCGCGAGGGUCUUUCUGCUGAUGAGGCCAAGAAGGAGUACGUCGACCACUUGCUCUCUCUGCUCGACAAGCACUCUGACAAUGAGGACGCAAAGAAGUGGGCGGACGAGAUCAGAGCCGCCUAAACGGCGAUCGGACUGGGAAGAUCGAGAGCAUCAAUGCAUUCCUACUUCCGGCUUUGAAUACACGUUCUGCGAUUCGCUGGCCGUGCAAAUGACAACAAAUUGAUCCAGAAGUCUUUUGAGCCCAGCGUUCGACAGUCUCGAAGUCCUUUUGAGCCCAAUGUUCGACAGUCUCGAAGCCCCCCUCGUGCGUUCCUCACGAGCUUACC